CUGGUUGCAACGGCACCAACAUCGCCAGUGGCAGCCAGCGCAGUCCAGCCACGCCCGAUUGCAACAACAACAACAAUACCAACGAUCAUCACAACCAGCAGCAGUGGCAACAACAGUCCAGCAGGUGUGAAUACAAAAUAUGCAACCAAUGGGGUGCAAAUACCCAACAGCAACAACAAUAACAAUGAUAAUAAUUUUAAUAUAAUCAACAACAACAAUAGAAGCAAUAAAUUCAGUGCCAACAACAAUAGUCAUAGUAGUGGUAGCAGUAAUGGCAAUGGCAAUGCUGUUGGUAAUGGUAAUGGUAAUGGUAAUGGUAAUCGUAAUGCCAGAAGUGUAAGCCAUACGAGCAGUUUUUGUGAUAUCAACGGCGGUGCAGCAGCACCCGUACCACCGCCGAAAAAAAUUGUAACAGCAACCAUUAUACCAACAACAACAAAUCUACUUCGUGAUAGCAAUAAUGUGCCACAGCAACAACAACAAUCACUACCAUCAUCGUUACACUGGCAUUCGCCGCAAAUUGUCAAGGAGUCAGCGUAUCAGCAGCAGCAACAACAACAACAACAACAACAUUUGCCGCAACGCAGCAGCUCGUUGUUGUUGCAGCGGGACGGACAUGUGAAUAUGUCAAAUCGUUUGCGUCAGCAGCAGGAGCAAUUGCGUCGCCGGCGCGAAGAGGAAGAGCGCAUCGCGCAACAAAAUGAGUUUCUACGCAACAGUCUGCGCGGUUCACGGAAGCUCAAGGCGCUGCAGGACAACAAGGCAGCAGCACAACAGCAACCGGUUGCUGCGGAGCGUGUAACUGGUGUGGAGAAUGAGGCGUAUAUGGACGAUGAGGAGGUCGAAAAGAUCAAUGGCUACGGCGAGCUGAUCGCCGCGCUGACACGCUUGCAGAAUCAACUCACCAAAAAUGGCAUGUCCACACUUGCAGGCCGAGUGUCGGCUGCCCACAAUGUGCUGAGCGGCGCGGGUGUGGCUCAUGCGCUUGCUGCGCGCACCGCGGUACUGCAGCGCCGUCGCCCACGGGUUGCCAACCCGGUUAGCGCAAAUGCUUCUACGCUACAAAAGGAUAUCGUGGAACUGCUGACGCAAUCGAAUACCGCCGCCGCCAUUGAGCUGGGUAAUUUGCUGACGAGUCAUGAAAUGGAGGGUCUGCUGUUAGCGCAUGAUCGGGUAGCGACACUCACCGAUGCCACGCCGUCACCAACGCUCAGCGGCACGAGCAGCCCACAGCAGACAUCAGCAGGUGCCGGUGUUGCGCCAGUGCCUCUACCGAAGAGCGCAGCGGUGCGCGGCACAGCCGUGGCUCCACCUGUGGUGCCGCCGCCGCUAGCGCAGCGCAGUGCCAUGCCACUGCCGCCGAAUGUAGUGGGUGGAGCUGGGACACAGCACGCGCCGCCAGUGCCGCCGCAACAUGGUGGCUUUAUGAAACAACCGAUGCGCGCCGAUUCGCCGCCAUUGAGCGCCUGCUUCGGCACGCUCAACGAUCAGAACGACAACAUACGCAUCAUACAGAUUGAGAAGUCCACGGAACCGCUGGGCGCGACGGUGCGCAACGAGGGUGAGGCGGUCGUCAUUGGACGCAUAGUACGUGGCGGAGCUGCCGAGAAGUCAGGGCUGCUGCACGAAGGCGACGAAAUACUCGAGGUGAACGGGCAAGAGCUGCGCGGCAAAACGGUAAACGAGGUGUGCGCUCUGCUAAGCUCCAUGCAGGGUACGCUGACCUUCCUUAUUGUACCGGCGGGAAGUCCACCACCGGGCGGCGGCCAUCGCGAGAAUGCCGUGCUGCAUGUGCGCGCCCACUUCGACUACGACCCCGAAGAUGAUUUGUACAUACCAUGUCGCGAGCUCGGCAUCAGCUUCCAGAAAGGUGAUGUGCUACACGUGAUUUCGCGCGACGAUCCCAACUGGUGGCAGGCGUAUCGCGAAGGCGAAGAGGACCAAACGCUGGCCGGUCUCAUACCUAGUCAAUCGUUUCAGCAUCAGCGCGAGACCAUGAAGUUGGCCAUUGCCGAGGAGGCGGGGUUGGCGCGCAGUCGUGGCAAGGAUAGCAACAAGGGUGCGACGCUGCUAUGCGCGCGCAAGGGACGAAAGAAGAAGAAGAAGGCCAGCUCGGAAGCAGGUUAUCCGUUGUACGCAACGACGGCGCCCGACGAAACGGACCCCGAGGAAAUACUCACCUACGAAGAGGUCGCCUUAUACUAUCCACGUGCCACACACAAACGGCCCAUUGUGCUGAUCGGGCCACCAAAUAUCGGACGUCACGAGCUGCGCCAGCGCCUGAUGGCCGACUCGGAUCGCUUCUCGGCGGCAGUGCCACAUACAUCACGUGCGCGCCGCGAAGGUGAAGUACCCGGCGUUGAUUAUCACUUCAUCACGCGCCAAGCCUUUGAGGCGGACAUACUGGCGCGCCGCUUCGUCGAACAUGGCGAAUACGAGAAGGCUUACUAUGGCACCUCGCUGGAGGCCAUACGUACAGUGGUGGCGAGCGGUAAAAUCUGUGUACUGAACCUCCAUCCACAGAGUUUGAAAUUGUUGCGCGCCUCCGAUUUGAAGCCGUAUGUAGUGCUGGUGGCGCCACCGAGUCUCGAUAAACUGCGGCAGAAGAAAAUCCGAAAUGGCGAACCGUUCAAGGAGGAGGAACUCAAAGACAUUAUAGCCACUGCACGCGACAUGGAGGCGCGCUGGGGUCAUCUCUUCGACAUGAUAAUCAUAAACAACGACACAGAUCGGGCAUAUCAACAGCUGCUGGCCGAGAUUAAUUCAUUGGAACGCGAACCACAAUGGGUGCCAGCCAGUUGGGUGCAUAACAAUCGAGACGAGUCAUAAAGUCGAGCUGAAAUAAAUAGAGUGCAAACGGAAUGGAAUUAAACGAGGCGGAAGUACGAGGUUAGGCAAUAA
Messenger RNA from Rhagoletis zephyria (snowberry fruit fly), 2901 nucleotides. RefSeq names its product MAGUK p55 family member stardust (gene sdt). Gene Ontology annotation, molecular function: protein binding. The record is from RefSeq and is a predicted model, not a curated record. NCBI's taxonomy places the organism in Eukaryota, Metazoa, Arthropoda, Insecta, Diptera, Tephritidae.